UGCAAAACUGAAUUUGGGUCUGUACCUGACGUUUUUCCCCCCCAUUAUUGUAGCUAUAAUUAAAACAGCUCUUCCCAACAUGGACAGAGAAGCCAAAGAAGAAUACUUUGUGGUCAUCCAAGCAAAGGACAUGGGAGGACAUAUGGGUGGACUCUCUGGAACUACAACAGUGACAAUUACACUCACUGAUGUUAAUGACAAUCCUCCUAAGUUUGCACAGAGUCUGUAUCACUUCUCAGUAAUGGAAGAUGUUGCUCUUGGUGAACCAGUAGGAAGGGUGAAAGCAAAUGACCUGGAUAUUGGAGAAAAUGCUAAAUCAUCCUAUGAUAUUAUUGAAGGAGAUGGAAUGGAUAUAUUUGAAAUUACUACAGAUGCCCAAACUCAGGACGGCAUUAUUAGAGUGAGAAAGCCACUGGACUUUGAGACCAAAAAAUCCUAUACUCUGAAGGUAGAAGCAGCCAACGUUCAUAUUGAUCCUCGCUUCAUCAGUGGAGGACCAUUCAAGGAUACAGCAACAGUAAAAAUUGUAGUAGAGGAUGCUGAUGAGCCACCAGUCUUUUCAUCACCUACUUACCUACUGGAAGUGCAUGAAAAUGCUGCUGUCAACUCUGUGAUUGGUCAGGUGACUGCCCAUGACCCUGACGUGUCUUCCAGUCCUAUAAGGUUUUCCAUUGAUCGGCAUACUGACCUUGAGAGACAGUUCAACAUUAAUGCAGAAGAUGGGAAAAUAACUCUGGCAACACCACUGGACAGAGAAACAAAUACGUGGCACAACAUAACUAUUGUAGCUACUGAAACUAGGAACCACAGUCAAGUGUCCCGGGUGCCUGUUGCUAUCAAAGUUCUUGACGUAAAUGACAACGCUCCUGAGUUUGCCUCAGAGCAUGAAGCCUUUUUAUGUGAGAAUGGGAAGCCUGGACAAGUGAUUCAGAUUGUCAGUGCUGUUGACAAAGAUGAUCCUAAAAACGGGCAUUAUUUCCUCUACAGUCUUCUUCCUGAAAUGGUCAACAAUCCAAAUUUCACCAUCAAGAAAAAUGAAGGUAAAUAUAAAACGUAUAUGAUGUGUAUCUGAACAACUUAGUUUUGAAUUGUUUUGUUGACUUCCAGUUACUUUACCAGUUUGUCCCUUGGGCAAUUACAAUGUGGAUAAUCUGUUUAAUGAUACCUUCAUUAUAUCUCUAAAGCUAUUUCCAAUAUCUUUACAGUAGAUAAGAAGAAAGUAAAAUGAAUACUGAAUUUAGAUCCAGAAGACAGCUCACUGGUUUAAAUAAAAUUAAAGGAUGGAUUUACUGCCUGUUUUAUUUCUAUUAAUUUGAAAUUCCAGAGGUAUGCUGUAAGUUGAAAAUCUGAAACUAUGUUGAUAAAUAAAUGUUGAUCCUACCUUGACUGGAUAUAUAUGGGAGCAUAAAAUUAAGUAUUUACUAAAUCCCUCAAAGGAAACACCUUUUAAGCCUGUUUGCUGUGUGUAUAAAAGUUCCAAAGUAUUUCAGUUAAGCACUUUUACUAGAAAGAGAAAUCUGCUAGGUCAGCAAAGCCCAGAAGGGCACUUUGUAUCAUGAAGCUUUAGAGAACUUCUGGAAGGGCAUAAUGUCAUUUGGUAGUACUAUAGAAGUGGAAUUUCAUGC
Messenger RNA from Pelecanus crispus (Dalmatian pelican), 1625 nucleotides. Lineage: Eukaryota; Metazoa; Chordata; Aves; Pelecaniformes; Pelecanidae. The record is from RefSeq and is a predicted model, not a curated record.